Molecule: messenger RNA, 1878 nt
Organism: Nothobranchius furzeri (turquoise killifish)
Lineage: Eukaryota; Metazoa; Chordata; Actinopteri; Cyprinodontiformes; Nothobranchiidae
Gene: eif4e2
Product: eukaryotic translation initiation factor 4E family member 2
Biological process (GO): translational initiation
Cellular component (GO): cytoplasm; eukaryotic translation initiation factor 4F complex
Molecular function (GO): translation initiation factor activity; RNA 7-methylguanosine cap binding
Source: RefSeq, a predicted model, not a curated record
UCUUUUCCGACUCCGACUCAUCACUGCGUGCGCGUUCAUGUGUGUAAGAUGUGCGUCGCCGUUCCUGCGGAACUCAGGAGGUAGAAUUUGGACUCCGACAGACUCCUGACUAAAAAAUAAUGAACAACAAAUUUGACGCGCUGAAAGACGAUGACAGUGGAGAUCAUGAGCAGGAUCAGGGAUCACCGAAAGACAGCGAAAAGGAAAAGAUCGAAGACGAUGACAAGGAGCAAAUUAUUAUCAAGAAAAAAAUGGUGGUUCCAGGGGCAGGAGAGCACCCUCUUCAGUACAACUACACCUUCUGGUACUCCAGGCGGACCCCAGGCAGACCAGCUAGCACCCAGAGCUAUGAGCAAAACAUCAAACAGAUUGGCAGCUUUGCCUCGGUGGAGCAGUUCUGGCGUUUCUACAGUCACAUGAUCAGGCCUGGUGAUCUGACAGGUCAUAGUGACUUCCACCUCUUCAAAGAAGGCAUUAAACCCAUGUGGGAAGAUGAUGCCAAUAAAAUGGGUGGAAAGUGGAUCAUUCGUUUAAGGAAAGGCCUCGCGUCCCGAUGUUGGGAGAACCUGAUUCUGGCCAUGCUGGGGGAGCAGUUCAUGGUAGGGGAGGAGAUCUGUGGGGCGGUGGUGUCGGUACGAUUCCAGGAGGACAUCAUUUCUAUCUGGAACAAAACAGCUAGUGACCAAGCGACCACAGCCCGCAUCAGAGACACCCUACGUAGAGUCCUCAACCUGCCUCCCAACACCAUCAUGGAGUACAAGACUCACACAGACAGCAUUAAGUAUAGCCUGGGAAGACUUCCAUGGGCUGGUGAAUGCUAGUGGCGGACGUUAGCCCCUCACACAGAGAUGCUCUGCCGAGAGUGUGUGUUUAUGUAACGUGUUGAGGGGUGGACGAGUCCAGGGCAGGAAACCUCUGCAUGGAUCGGCGCUGUGUAACGAGAAGACAGAGCAAAAGCUAGCAGGAAGAGAGGCUCGAAGACCAUUCCCUAUUUGUGUCAAUUUGACGUAUGAAUGGAAAGAUGUCAGCAGAAGAGAGAAGGAAAUGGAAGAAAAAAUAUUUAAACCAACCAGGGAAAAACAAACUUUCUCUGUUAUUUAUUUUUUCCCCUUCUUUUAAAGCAGGUUGUAACAUCUGUCAACUUGCCACCAGAGGGCGGCUGUGUGACUGGUGUGCUGAUCUGAUCGGUCACUGUCCACAAAGAGUACUAGAUAAAAUACAACAAAAUCAGUCUGAUACAAAACUGUAAAUCACUUAUUGCUGUUGAAAUAACUCUGUUAAUGGCGGGACUCAAAACAGGGUGGCAGGUGGACAAUAUUUUAUUACAGCGUUGUAUUUUUAUUACAUUUCCUUUGGUCAUUUUGAACUUGAACAGAUUAUUAUUGUGUGCAGUAUAAUUGUGUACAACAUAAAGCUCGUUUAACUGAAACGGCACCAAUUCUCUAUUCUUGACAUGGGAGUUUAUUCUCUAAGGAUGCGCUCUGUGUUGGACAGAAGGUUCUACCACUUUUACAAUGAAAUACACAUUGCCUAAAUCACUGUGCCUGCUCUCAGGUCUAACCUGACCUUUGACAUUUUUGUCUGUUCGCUGUCUUCAAAAAGUUCACACAAAGAGCUUUAAGGUCCUCAAAGGCAUAUGUAGUCCUUAAACACCAAGGGUUGCCAUUUUUCCUUUUCUGAGCCCAGGAUCGAGGUUUGCAGCUUUUAUCUUGGACAAACUUUUUCAAAUACGAAAAGCAGCUGUAGUUUGUGGAAGAAAAAUGUCCAAACUUGGAGGUGCGGUGAUGGAAGCUGGUGUUUACAUCCAAAGCAAAGAAAUGUUUGUUGUGCACCUGAUGAAUUAUAGCAAUAAAUGUUAUAUUUGGAUUUGCUGCUAAA